Molecule: messenger RNA, 148 nt
Organism: Ambispora leptoticha
Lineage: Eukaryota; Fungi; Glomeromycota; Glomeromycetes; Archaeosporales; Ambisporaceae
Source: the annotation of a GenBank genome assembly
AGAAGGCAAAGUUAAUCUUGGCAGUGUGGCAUAAAGAUGCAAACACAUCCCAAAAUCUUGGUCCUCAUGAUCCAUUUCUAGCCAAAGAAACUCAAGCCAAUACCUACGCUAGUCACAUAUCUGUUCAAGUUAUCUCAAAGCUGUUUUA